UGGAUGAGGUGCGACGAUCACAGCUAAACCUGCUCCGCUUAACGCAGGAGGACUGAUUGACGUCCGAACCGUCUGUGGGUCUGUUUUAAUUUCCACUUAUGACGAUUCAUUCGAAAGAGCAUAGUAGCAGGUGAAUAGUGUCUUAUUGCGGGAGGAUGCGCGCAGGCUGCUGUGAUUCAGAGCCUCUCUGAGGAGGAGUUUUCUCCAUGGCGGGCUGCUGCUGCUGAUGCGGCCUUAGGAGAAGCCACGAUGGCGACGGGGAAGUGGCUGUUGUACGCCGGUCUGUCUCUCUCUCUGGUCGCCUUGUGUUUCCUCACCGUCGCUAUUUCUUCCGACCACUGGUACGAAACGGACGCCAGGAGGUACAAGGAGCGCUGCCGAACUUUGUUGAACCGCCGCAGCGACCCCGGCUUCAUCUACAUCCCGAACCACAGCCUCCCUCUGCGGGCAGCCCGCGCUGAGCACCGCGGGGAAGAGCGAGCGGAGCCCCGGCACCUGGCGCCUCGCAACCGCCGGCAUCUGUUCGCCAUGAGCGCCGCGGACGAGUGCAGCAGGCGCUACAAUUCCACCAACAUGGGGCUGUGGACCAAAUGCUACAGGCUCGGCUUCGACCAAGACGUCGAGGAGCUCAUUCAGCAAGGGAUAAUUGAGCGGUGCUCCUACAUUAAGUAUUACUACUCAGCAUCAACCUCAGUACGAAAGGACUUCUCCUACAAUAUUACAAGGACCAUUCAGCAGGAUGACUGGCAUGCCUUGCAUCUGCGUCGGAUGACGGCUGGCUUUAUGGGCAUGGCUUUGUCCAUAAUCCUUUUUGGCUGGACAAUAGGGCUUCUGGGCUGCUGCUGGGAACAGGGCCUGAUGCAUUAUGUGGCUGGCCUGCUCUUCCUCAUGGGAGGUACCUUCUGCAUCAUUGCCCUGUGUACUUGCGUGGCUGGCAUCAACUUUGAACUGUCUCGCUACCCACGCUCCCUGUUCACUCUACCAGAUGACAUAGGCCAUGGUUACGGCUGGUCCAUGUUCAGUGCCUGGUGUGGGCUGGGUCUAACCCUCAUCGCUGGUUUUUUCUGCACGUUGGCACCUUCCAUCCAGCCUCCGCCACCGCCUCGCACUACAUACCCCAAAUCUCGCAUGGAGAAUGGUACAGUCUGCUGAACGGCAGCUGAAAGAGGAUAUAGAUGAGCACACAUGAACUGCAGGUGCACUGCUGAACUUCCCGAAGGAAGUAAACACUACAACUGACAAACGCACCAUGUGCUUAUGUUUGACGACCCACGGCUAGCGUGAACGUUGACCUGAUUUCAGGCCACCCAUGGCUGUACAUGAACCUCUGCCGUAAAAGCACAUUUGUACAGACGUUGUAUAUAAUCAGUUAUCCUGACGUGGUGUCAGCACAUCCUUGAUAGAGCUGUUCUUG
This is a messenger RNA of Colossoma macropomum (tambaqui), 1414 nucleotides long. RefSeq lists its product as uncharacterized. The record is from RefSeq and is a predicted model, not a curated record. Gene Ontology annotation, cellular component: membrane. Bases 250 to 1152 code for a protein of 300 amino acids. The transcript is spliced from 4 exons. Lineage: Eukaryota; Metazoa; Chordata; Actinopteri; Characiformes; Serrasalmidae.